CCCGUUGGAGUGGCGCGGCGCGGGCGUUCUCUAACGCCACUGAAUGCGUAUACGCGUCAGUCGGUGUGUGUAUCGUAUUGUGUGUGCGGAAUUAGCUGUAUGGUGUGCACUGUAAAGUGUACACAUAUGUAUCGCUACAAAGCGCUCUCAUGUUUGCCGUGGUACUCUACUGUUUCAGUUGUACCAAACAUUCCUCCUUUUCUUGAACUGCCAGAGACUCAAUGGUCGCACAGGAUGGCAGGGAUUUCUCGGUUUUUCUGCACAGUUAAUUGUGUUGACAAUCACCAUAAACGUCGUUGAGUUGAUUGACAAAGCGGGAUUAUACUGAAUACUUCCCCUGAUCUCAUUAAAUAUUCUCAAAUUUUUUUCCCCAACAAACGGGACAAUGAACUCCCAUUUCGACUGGUCGGCCGAUUUCGGCUCGGUGACGGAAACGACGUCGUUGUUGCCCGAUUUUAACCACCUGUCUUUCUUCGCAGCGUCCGGCGGGGGCCUGGGUCCCAUCGGACCGCCUCCCGGUAUGGCCUCAACGACGACGGUGGGCGGGGUGGGGGGCGGUGGUGGGGGAAUGAUGCCGCCGGCGGUGUCUCUGCCACCCAUCCAGAACCUUAGUCUGGGCGUCAGUCCGACCACGCCGCAGACACCGACCACCAUGUCGCUCAUGUCACAGACGUCCAUGACCUCCAGCCAGCCGGCCCCCCAAAUGCCCGUCAGUGUUAUUCCCAGUGUGCCCAUGGAGUUUGCCUGUCCGCGCCGGCCCAAUGUGGGGCAAGAGGGACGGCUCAUUCUGCUGCGCGCCAAUCAUUUCCAGUUGCAUGUGCCGCGGGGGUUUAUUCAUCAUUACGAUAUCUCCAUCCAGCCGGAUAAAUGUCCACGGCGGGUCAAUCGGGAGAUCAUUGAGACGAUGGUGCAGGCCUAUUCGCAUUCCAUUUUCAACGGACAGAAGCCGGUGUUUGACGGGAAGAAGAAUCUGUAUACAAGGGAUGCGCUGCCCAUUGGCAAAGAGAAGAGAGAACUGGAGGUUACGCUCCCCGGCGAAGGCAAAGACAGGGUGUUCCGUGUAGCCAUCAAAUGGAUAGCCAAGGUGAGCCUGUACGACCUAAAGGAGGCCCUGGAGGGAUCGCGGCCCAUGCCGCCCGAGUGUUUGCUGGCGUUGGACGUCGUCAUGCGACAUCUGCCGAGUAUGACAUACACGCCGGUGGGACGGUCCUUCUUCUCCUCCCCGGAUGGCUAUUACCAUCCGUUGGGGGGCGGCCGGGAAGUAUGGUUUGGCUUCCACCAGAGCGUACGACCGUCGCAGUGGAAGAUGAUGCUCAAUAUUGAUGUUUCGGCGACAGCGUUUUACAAGGCGCAGCCCGUGACGGAGUUUAUGUGCGAAGUGUUGGACGUACGGGACAUCAACGAGCAAAAACGACCGCUUAUCGAUUCACAGCGCGUCAAAUUCACCAAGGAGAUCAAAGGUCUGAAAAUUGAGAUUACCCACUGUGGCCAAAUGCGCCGCAAAUAUCGGGUCUGCAAUGUGACGCGUCGACCGGCCCAGCAUCAGACGUUUCCGCUGCAACUGGAGAACGGACAGACGGUCGAGUGCACUGUGGCCAAAUACUUUCUGGAUAAAUACAAGAUUCGCCUCCGGUUUCCUCAUCUUCCGUGCCUACAAGUCGGCCAGGAGCACAAACACACAUACCUUCCCCUGGAAGUGUGUAAUAUUGUGGCUGGCCAGCGCUGUAUUAAGAAAUUGACCGACACCCAGACAUCCACCAUGAUCAAAGCCACAGCCCGUUCGGCUCCGGAUCGUGAACGCGAAAUCAAUACCCUGGUGCGCAAGGCCGACUUCAACAAUGACCCCUAUGCUCAGGAGUUCGGCAUCCAGAUCCAAAACCAGAUGACGGAAAUCCGCGGCCGGGUCCUGCCGCCGCCCAAGAUCCAGUACGGUGGUCGGAUGAAACAGCAAGCCAUACCUAAUCAGGGAGUCUGGGAUAUGCGCGGCAAGCAGUUCCAUACCGGCGUGGAGAUCCGGGUCUGGGCCAUUGCCUGCUUUGCGCCGCAGAAAAUGUGCCGGGAAGAUGCCUUACGAACUUUUACCCAGCAUCUGCAGCGGAUCAGCAGUGACGCUGGGAUGCCAAUCGUGGGCCAGCCGUGCUUCUGCAAGUACGCCCAGGGCGCCGACCAGGUGGAGCCCAUGUUCCGUUAUCUCAAGAGCACAUUCCACGGACUACAGUUGGUGGUAGUGGUGCUGCCGGGGAAGACGCCGGUCUAUGCGGAAGUGAAGCGUGUGGGUGACACGGUACUGGGCAUGGCCACGCAGUGCGUGCAGGCCAAGAACGUCAACCGCACCUCACCGCAAACCCUUUCCAAUCUCUGUCUAAAGAUCAACGUCAAACUGGGGGGCGUCAAUAAUAUCCUAGUUCCUAGCAUUCGUCCAAAGAUCUUUAACGAGCCAGUGAUCUUCUUCGGGGCCGACGUGACGCAUCCGCCGGCGGGUGAUAGCAAAAAGCCGUCCAUUGCAGCUUGCGUGGGCAGCAUGGACGCCCAUCCGAGCCGGUACGCGGCGGCGGUGCGCGUCCAACAGCACCGGCAGGAAGUGAUUACGGAUCUGUCGUCCAUGGUGAAGGAGCUGCUCAUUCAGUUCUACAAAUCCACACGUUUCAAGCCCAAUCGCAUUGUCUUCUACCGGGACGGAGUCAGUGAGGGACAGUUUCUGACGGUUCUGAAUCAUGAGCUGCGGGCGCUGCGGCAGGCGUGCGUGGAACUGGAGAUCGGCUACCAACCGGGCAUUACCUUCAUCGUCGUGCAGAAGCGCCACCACACUCGAUUGUUUUGCGCUGAUAAGAAGGAACAGAUUGGCCGGAGUGGAAACAUUCCGGCGGGAACGACCGUGGAUGUGGGCAUUUGCCAUCCAACUGAAUUUGAUUUCUAUCUUUGCAGUCAUGCGGGAAUCCAGGGCACCUCUCGUCCGUCGCACUACCAUGUCCUGUGGGACGACAACGGCCUGAGCGCCGACGAACUGCAGCAGCUGACGUACCAGUUGUGCCACACGUACGUGCGCUGCACACGCAGCGUCAGCAUCCCCGCCCCGGCGUACUACGCACACCUGGUGGCAUUCCGGGCCCGCUACCAUCUGGUGGAGAAGGAGCAUGAUAGCGGCGAAGGCAGCCACCACUCCGGCAACAGCGACGACCGCGCCCCUUCGGCCAUGGCCCGCGCCGUCCAGGUGCACAAUGACGCCAACAAGGUCAUGUAUUUUGCCUAGAAAUCAGUAGUCCUCGUUCCCUCCUCUGCGAUCUGACAACUGCCACCGCCAGGAUUUAAUCUUGUUUGAUACCAAAAAAGCACGCGCGCCUGUUUGCCUCAUUGGUUGGACGAUGUAUUACGUGUUUUCCCUGUGUGUGGGUGUGUUUGCGUUUUUUAUCCGAUCCGAUCUGUGCCUGUCUUCACAAGCGUCUUCUCCACUGUAUCCUCUCUCCUCCGCCGCGGCAAUAGACUGAUCCUGUUCUCGGUGAGGGGCUUCUGCACUUUCAGUCUAGUCACUUUCGGGGCCUGGAUUUAAUGUGACCAUGAUUUUUCGGGGGAUUUCUUUCCGUGUUUGUUUUUGACUCGUGUUAAUGACCCGGUUGGAUUGCUGCUGCUGUCGUCGUCUCUUUCGCCUGACUGACACAAACACUCACGUAACCUCCUCUCUCUGACCCAAAACCCUGCCUUGGUUGUAGUUUUUCUACACGUACACACACAAUUUUAACUGCUUGGCGCUUCCUUCAAUUUGGCCGGUAUUUUCUGUGUUUUUUGUCCCGAAAGAUGUUUCCGCGCCCGAUUGUGUUUCGGUGUAUUAUUACGUCGUCGUCGCUGGAAUGGGAAUCCCGCCACCAUUCAGUGCCGGUUUUUAGUUUUACUCUGUCGCAUUCUCCAGUUUUUUUGUUUGUUUGUUGGUUAUGGCCGUCAGUGUGUACAUAUGUUGGGCGAACCUCGAGAAAUUGAUCCACUCGUCAACAGCAGUGGCUGUCAUCUUUUAGUAAUAUCGGAUAGUGUAAUAUCUCAUUUCUGUCUCGGUUGCCUGUGUAUCCGCACUUACUGUGUAUUAUGUCUCUGGGUUUUCUGCCGUUUUUUUGACAAGUUUUAAAGAUGCUUUGUGUAAUGCAAAACUUCACUAUGGAUAUAUAUGUUUUUGACCGAUGCCGCAUUUCACGUUUGAUGCUAUAAUGGUUUUAUUCUUCAAUAAAAACUAUCGGUAACGGUGU
This is a messenger RNA of Paramacrobiotus metropolitanus, 4232 nucleotides long. RefSeq names its product protein argonaute-2-like. The transcript has 16 exons. The record is from RefSeq and is a predicted model, not a curated record. Gene Ontology annotation, molecular function: protein binding; RNA binding. The coding region runs from base 386 to 3250 and encodes 954 amino acids. Lineage: Eukaryota; Metazoa; Tardigrada; Eutardigrada; Parachela; Macrobiotidae.